Molecule: messenger RNA, 3587 nt
Organism: Odocoileus virginianus texanus
Lineage: Eukaryota; Metazoa; Chordata; Mammalia; Artiodactyla; Cervidae
Source: RefSeq, a predicted model, not a curated record
CAAGCGUCUUCACAAGACCGUGCGGCGCCUGGUGCCCGACUGUGACGUCCGCUUCCUCCGCUCUGAGGAUGGCAGUGGCAAGGGGGCCGCCAUGGUGACGGCGGUGGCCUAUCGACUGGCCGACCAGCACCGGGCCCGCCAGAAGACCCUGGAGUCUCUGAAGCUGAACCGUGAGCAGCUGCUGGAGGUCAAGAGGAGGAUGAAGAUAGAGAUGGAGCGAGGUCUGAGCAAGGAGACUCACGCCAUUGCUCCUGUCAAGAUGCUGCCCACCUACGUGUGUGCUACCCCUGAUGGCACAGAGAAAGGAGACUUCCUGGCCUUGGACCUUGGGGGUACCAAUUUCCGGGUGCUGCUGGUGCGUGUCCGGAACGGGAAGCGACGCGGAGUGGAGAUGCACAACAAGAUCUACUCUAUCCCGCAGGAGGUCAUGCACGGCACGGGGGAUGAGCUCUUUGACCACAUCGUCCAGUGCAUUGCGGACUUCCUGGAGUACAUGGGCAUGAAGGGUGUGUCCCUGCCUCUAGGUUUCACUUUCUCCUUCCCCUGCCAGCAGAACAGCCUGGACGAGAGCAUCCUCCUGAAGUGGACGAAAGGCUUCAAGGCGUCCGGCUGCGAGGGUGAGGACGUGGUGAUGCUGCUGAAGGAGGCCAUCCACCGGCGGGAGGAGUUUGACCUGGACGUGGUUGCUGUGGUGAACGAUACAGUUGGGACUAUGAUGACCUGUGGCUAUGAAGACCCUCACUGUGAAGUCGGCCUCAUUGUUGGCACAGGCAGCAAUGCUUGCUACAUGGAGGAGAUGCGGAAUGUGGAGCUGGUGGAAGGGGAAGAGGGGCGGAUGUGUGUCAACAUGGAAUGGGGGGCCUUCGGGGACAACGGAUGCCUCGAUGACUUCCGCACAGAAUUUGACGCAGCUGUGGAUGAGCUCUCCCUCAACCCUGGCAGACAGAGGUUUGAGAAAAUGAUCAGCGGCAUGUACUUGGGCGAGAUUGUUCGUAACAUCCUCAUUGAUUUCACCAAGCGUGGGCUGCUUUUCCGUGGCCGCAUCUCAGAGCGGCUCAAGACAAGGGGAAUCUUUGAAACCAAGUUCCUGUCUCAGAUUGAGAGUGACUGCCUGGCCCUGCUGCAGGUCCGUGCCAUCCUGCACCACUUAGGGCUCGAGAGCACGUGCGAUGACAGCAUCAUCGUCAAGGAGGUGUGCACCGUGGUGGCUCGACGGGCAGCUCAGCUCUGUGGCGCAGGCAUGGCCGCCGUAGUGGACAAAAUCCGAGAAAACCGUGGCCUGGACACCCUCAGAGUGACAGUGGGUGUGGACGGGACCCUCUACAAGCUGCAUCCUCACUUUGCCAAAGUCAUGCAUGAGACGGUGAAGGACUUGGCUCCAAAAUGUGAUGUAUCCUUCCUGGAGUCAGAAGAUGGCAGUGGGAAGGGGGCAGCUCUCAUCACUGCUGUGGCCUGCCGCAUCCGAGAGGCUGGACAACGAUAGAGCCCCUGCAAUUGGAAGGACUUCCUCUGGUUUCCCUUUUUUCCUGCUUUAAAUUAUAAGAUGCCAUUCCCCUUGUGUCAGAAACAGACCCCCUGGCUUUUCCUUGCAGAGAGGACCUCAUUGGACUAGGUUUUGUCUCUGUCUACUCUGACUACCAAAUUGUAGAGUUUGGUACCCAAGCCUUGGCCCCCCUGAGAUAAAUACAAUUUGAAGUAAGGAUUUGUUCACACUUGUCACAACCAUUACCAUUGAUUUUCUUAAAACUUGAAAAAAAGUUUUAAUCUUUGGUAAUCCCCCUGGCCAAAUUCCAUGUCCCUGUAUAAUCCUACAGGAUGGGGACAAUAAUAAAAAAUAUGUUUGCUUCACCUUGAAGCCUGACCGUGACAUUUCAAGGUGGAAAGCAUCCCUCAGCUUGAAGGUUGGUGCUAUUUCUCCUCUCAGAGAGCUGAGAGGUCUCCACUGACUUGAGCCCGAUUCUCCCAUAGGCAGCGGGGAGGGGCAGCAAUGGAGGGGAAGUCGAUGGAUAGCCAUGUGUCAGCCCCUCUUCAACCUCAUCUAUAAGCAUUUGCCUUGUGGGUUCCAGUGGAUGCUGUUCCUGGAAUCAAAGCAUCCUGUGACUGAUCAAGCAAAACCAAAGCCUAGAGUCCUGGGAGUGGGUUCACAGGUCAUCCAUAAGCAGUGGACCUUUGGGAGCGGGAAGACUUUUUGGUCUGUUUUAAAAUUUUUUCCUGCAGAAGUGGAAACACUGUAUUUUCAUUUUAAUUUAUAUUUGAAAUGUAUUUAGUUCAUGAAGUACAUCUGCUCCUUCAUCUUGACACUGUAUGAUCCUCUGUAUGUAAUGUAUUUAUAUGUUAAUUUGCUAUGUCUAGAAAUACACAGGGUCUCAAUAAAUCAAUGUAGUUAAAGGAUGGAAGAUGAAGAUAUACUGAUCGGUUACUAGAAAUACCUCAUUCAUCUGCAGGAAGAGAAGGAAAACAUCAUUAAAGUGAGCGAAUGGUCAAGCAGCUCCUCCUUUCCCUGCAGACUCAGAAACUUGGAAGGUGUCUGGGGAUAGUGUGAAGGAGGUUGGGACUAUGGACUGAAGAAACCACACUAAAUGGUUGCUCAGUCUAGAAACUUUUCUGGCACAAUAUUAAACAUGAGAUAUUAACAAAGGAAACAGGAAUCAUUUCAAAUAAACUGCUUAGCAAUCUUCAUUCUUAGGGCAGUUAGUAGUAUUUUAAACCUCUCUAACAAGAUAAAGGAAGCCACCAAAAAUAUUUGCAAAAUGGUCUAAUUGUUAAUAGCAAACCAAAACCAAACUACAAACAUACAAACAUACAAAACAGGGAUAACACAUUUGGUGGAUUUGUACGCUUCUAGCAAAUUUCACCCUGGGUUUGUUUUGUAAAUGUUCUAUAAGAGGUAUUGUCCACAGACUUCCUAGGCUGAGCUGUUUUUACAAGAAUUAUUUAUUUCAAACUGCGUGGGUAGAGAGGGGAAGGGACCCAAAACCUUCCUUACCCUACUUUUUAGAGUGCAGUUAAUCCUGAAUCUGAGAGCCCACUCCUGCCCUAAAAUAUUAAAUCAUUUUAAUAUUUUUAUUAAACCCGAAUACUUCAUAAUAAAGAGGGGAAGACCUUUUAACAAUGUUGAGUAGGAUACAAGGAUCAAAAUAAAAAUGGAAUGACAGAACUCAGAGCACCCAAAUUUUGCACAUUUAUCAAACUUGUAGUGAGAACAGUGUCUAGAUUUGUGUAUCACUAAGGGAUGCCCAAGAAAUAGAAGUGAACUUUAACUUUUAAACUUGAAAAAUUAGGCACCAUCUAUGAAAUUGCACAUUUUUAAAAGGUAGAGCUGUGUGUGUGGCUUCUAAAACGGAAUGCUGGAAAAUGCAUUUUGAACAGUUGUGUUCCCACAGAUUGGUGAUAGUUCCUUGCUGACGCUGCUUUGCCUGUGUAAAUAUAUUGACUCUCAAUCUCUGACUGUGAUGUGCUCAAUAGCAGAUCACCUCACACCCCUGAGCACUCAGUCUAGUGAAGAUGUUGUCAUGUACAAUAAAGAACUAGUUCGAUUAACUGUGUGAUGUUAACUAUUAUUAAUAAAUUUUAACAUUUUUCAAAUA